CAUGGCGCCGCUGCGCUGACAGGGUUAGGGAGCAGCUCGCCUUCCGCCCUCGCCAGCUCGGCGUCCGAGUAGCCGGUCCUUCCCCGGGGGAGCCAGUUCCUCCCCGGGCCGCCGAGCCAUGCCCAUCGCGGCCGCCCGGGACGAGCCAGGCAUAAAUUAAUUAUUGGAAAGCUGCUAAAUAAUGGAGCCAGACAUCAUUCGAAUGUACUCUUCCUCUCCCCCACCAUUAGACAAUGGAGCAGAGGACGACGAUGAGGAUGAAUUUGGGGAAUUUGGUGGGUUUUCAGAAGUCAGCCCUUCUGGUGUAGGGUUUGUUGAUUUUGAUACACCAGAUUAUACUCGUCCCAAGGAAGACUUUGUACCUUCAAACCAUUUUAUGCCAAUUCAUGAUUAUUCAGAAAAUGUAGAUAGCCUUACAAGCUUUAAGUCUGUUAAAAAUGGUAAUGAUAAGGGUGGCACUGCUGAACUUUCUGCUCCUGUGAAAAGUCAGUCUGAUGUUGUACUUUCUACCACCAGCAAAGAAAUGACUCCGUCUAAGACUUUAGAUCCUUCUUCCAUUGAUGGUAUGGAAAGCCUGGGAGACUUAAAUAAAGUAGUGGUGCAGGGACCAAACACUGGACAACCCAGAAGUCUCUGUCCAGGAGAUUUUAGAACUGAUACAAGCAUUGCUCAUCAAACCACGCAGUUAGAGAGCUGCAACGGGGAAAAGCCACCUUGUCUGGAAAUUCUAACAAACGGGUUUGCAGGUUUGGAAACUGUAAAUCCUCAGGGAACAGAUGACCUGGACAGUGUGGCUGCUUCAAAGGGAUCCAAGCCUCCUAGCAUCUGUGGCACUGAGUGCAGUUUAGAUUCUGCAGCUAGUCCUGCUAAGGAACUUGCAGAUUUUGCUACAUUUUCCCAAACAGAAAGGAUACAGCCAGAGGAAAUAGCGUGUGCAGUUUUAAAUGACGGUGAUGCACUGACCAGAAUCAACAGAGUCAGCCAGCUGAAUUCUAUGAAAGAAGUGACUUUGGGUGGAAGCUUUGAGGAUAAAGGAGAUGCCGAUGGAGAACUUCAGCCCCAUGUGUUAGAAUUCAGUGUGGUAACUGACAGAGGUUUCACUGUUAAAAAACAAGACCUUCAAACUCUGCAACAGGAUGAACUUUUACAUUCAAGAGUUCAAUCUGAGGCUUGGAGCUUGGUAGACUCAAAUGAAAAUUCAGAAGCCAUUACGAGGGAACAGCCUAAUACUGAGGGAAAUGAUUUAUUUGCUUCUAAAUGUGCUGAGGUAUGCAUGGAUUCUAUUAAAACUCCUGAUGUUAAUGAAAUUGGUUCUUCCAAAGAAGAAAAUAAAAAGUUUACUAAUUCCAAAAGUCCAGACCCUGAUCCCACAGAAGAAAAUGUUUUGGAUGACUCUGUUGCAAGCAUAAAAAAUGGUGACAGCGGUAACAACUUUGUGACUUGCCACGAAACCAAUGAGGAUGAUUUUGGUGACUUUGGUACAGCCAGUGGCACCACUCCACCUUUGGUUACUAGUACUCAAGAUUCUAUGAGUGACGUCACUUUUGAAGAAUCCUCAGAGCAUUUUCUACAUUUUAGUGAGCCAGGUGAUGAUUUUGGAGAAUUUGAGGAUACAAAUGCUGUUUCUUGCCAAGAGGAAAUGGUGUUUACUGAGUCAGACCUAAGACAGACUUCUGAUAGUUUAUCAGGAGAAUAUCCAUUGGCAGAAAAGUCUGAUAGAAAAGACAGUGAACUUGACUCAAAACUGGAAAAUGGACAAGACAAUGAAUUUGGAGAUUUUGAUUCUGUGCCAAAUACCCAAGGUAACGGUAGUGCUUUCCAAGACUCAGAUGACUUUGCAGACUUCAGCUCAGCUGGUCUUAGCCACGCUGUAGACUGGAAUGCUUUUGAGGAUGAACAGAAAGAUGGUUGUUCCUGGGCUGCCUUUGGGGACCAACAGGCUACUGAAUCUCAUCAUCGAAAAGAAGUCUGGCAGUCACAUAGGACAGAUGAAAGUAGUGACACUCUGGGACCCCCUAAGAUGCACAGCGUCUCUUUAGUAACUUCCAAAGGAACAGUUGCUGGUGGCCAUUUGCAGGAAUCAGCCACUUCAGCUCAGACAGCUUUACUCAAGCGGUUGGAGAGGAUUUUCGAAGCCUGUUUUCCUUCUGUCUUUGUCCCUGACGCUGAGGAGGAAGUUACUUCCCUGAAGCACUUGCUGGAGACAAACACCUCGCCAGUAAGAACACAAGAGGCCUUAGCUGAGAGUGGUGAGCUGAUGGAUGUAUGGACGGAACUGCAGGAUAUCCAUGACGCACAUGGCUUGCGAUACCAGUGGGGUGGCUCCCAUAGCAACAAGAAGCUUUUGUGCUCCUUGGGAAUAGACACUCGAAACAUUCUGUUCACUGGCAAUAAGAAGCAACCUGUUAUAGUGCCCAUGUAUGCAGCAGGGUUGGGUAUGUUAGAGCCCACCAAGGAACCAUUGAAACCACUCUCUGCUGCAGAAAAAAUUGCUUCUAUUGGCCAGACAACCAUUAUGGCACCAGAAAUGAACACAUGUACUUCUGAGUCAUUCCAGGAGUCUCUCCCACCUGUGCAGUUUGACUGGAGUAGCAGUGGCCUUACUAACCCUUUAGAUGCUAGUGGAGGUUCCACUCUUCUGAACCUUGAUUUCUUUGGGCCCGUGGAUGACAGUAGCUCUAGCAGCAGCACAAUCCCAGGUGUGGACCCAGAGUUGUAUGAAUUAACAACUGCUAAGCUGGAGACCUCCACCUCAAGCCUCAAGGUGACCGAUGCAUUUGCGAAGCUCAUGUCGACAGUGGAGAAGACAAGCACGUCGACCAGGAGACCAAAAAGAGAGGAACACCUAAGUGAAGAAGCCGCGAAGGUGAUCGCCAGCCUUCCAGACUUAACCUUCAUGCAUGCCAAGGUGUUGAUGUUCCCGGCCACUCUGACACCUUCCACGUGCUCCCAGGCACAAGCAGACGGGUAGCUGAUUGAACUGGACAAUUUUAAAUACUUUUUCCUUUCCUCCAUCUCUUCCCUGCCAUCAGAAGCAUAUUGUUAUAAUUUACAAAUAAAUCAAUCAAUUCAUGUUCAGCUGAUUUGUUGGUAAGCCACACUAGAAAGGUAUACAUAGUAAUGUAUAUUUAUUUACAUACUGAAGUCCUAAAUUUAUAUUAGAAGAAAUGUAAAUAAUUGGGGAUGAACAUUUUUGAAGAUUUAUUCUUUUGUGUUGCUGGGGUGUAUACAUUUAUGUCUUUGUGAAAUACACUGGUGGUGUCCUUCUUAAAAACUUUUGAAAUAAAAAAAGAAAAUUAAAAUUAAAACCUCCACUGUCUGUGAAAUCCCCUUCAGUCUUCUCCCAUUGCACCGACUGCUCUUAAUUUUCCCUGUCGUAUGUUCUGUUACCUUCAUUAUCACAAAAAGCUCCAAAAUUCGUUUGAUUUUCAAUUUUGUAAAUGAUGGGUCUGUUGGGACCUAGCGUUUGUUAACUUCUCUGGGCU
Molecule: messenger RNA, 3485 nt
Organism: Acomys russatus (golden spiny mouse)
Lineage: Eukaryota; Metazoa; Chordata; Mammalia; Rodentia; Muridae
Gene: Aftph
Product: aftiphilin
Exons: 10
Coding region: 182-2971 (929 amino acids)
Biological process (GO): intracellular transport
Cellular component (GO): AP-1 adaptor complex; trans-Golgi network membrane
Molecular function (GO): clathrin binding
Source: RefSeq, a predicted model, not a curated record